CAAAUCCUUUCUCCCGCAGGCUUUUCCAGUACUUCCCCCCCCUCCGCUUUUUACCCAUUCCUCUCUUCCUCUCUUCCUCCUCCUCUUCUUCUUCUCUUCCUCUUCUUAUGGAUUGUUGGUCCCUUUCCCUCCCUCUCCACGACGAGUUCGAGAAGCUUGUCAAUCGUAUGAAUCCACCCAGGGUCACCAUUGACAAUGAUUCCAGCACAAAAGCCACUCUGAUUAAGGUUGAUAGUGCGAAUAAGCGAGGGAGUUUGCUGGAAGUGGUUCAGGUUCUCAACGAUUUGAAUCUCAUAAUCAGACGAGCUUAUAUUUCUUCUGAUGGCGAAUGGUUCAUGGAUGUGUUUCAUGUAACGGAUCAACGUGGGAACAAGCUCUCUGAAAAUGAUGUUGCUGAGCGCAUUCAACAGUCACUUGGGCCUAGGGCUCGGAGCUUCCGGUCUUUGAGGAGAUCGGUCGGUGUUCAAGCUGCCGAGGAACAUACAACCAUUGAAUUGACUGGAAGAGAUAGGCCUGGAUUACUCUCAGAGGUUUUUGCUGUUCUAACAGACCUCAAAUGCAAUGUGGUAGCUGCAGAAGUUUGGACUCAUAAUUCAAGAAUGGCAUCCGUUGUAUACAUCACUGACGAGGCUACUGGGUUUCCAAUCGAUGACCCGGAUCGGCUUGGUAAGAUAAAGCAGCUUCUACUCUUUGUCUUAAAAGGGGAUCGAGAUAAGCGCAGUGCCAAUACUGCUGUUUCUGUGGGUUCUACUCACAAGGAAAGGAGGCUGCACCAAAUGAUGUAUGCAGACCGGGACUACGACCGAGAUGAUUUGGAUUGUGGCUCGACAAGUGAUCGGAGAAAACCCCUCGUGACUGUCGAGAACUGUGCUGAUAAGGGAUAUACAGUUGUGAACUUGAGGUCUCCUGACCGUCCCAAGUUGUUGUUUGAUACAGUUUGUACACUGACUGAUAUGCAGUACGUAGUGUACCAUGCUACUGUCAUUGCUGAAGGACCAGAGGCUUCUCAGGAGUACUAUAUUAGGCAUGUGGAUGGAAGCCCUAUUAGUUCUGAAGCAGAGAGGCAAAGAGUAAUCCAUUGCUUAGAGGCUGCCAUUCGAAGGCGAACAUCCGAGGGUAUAAGACUAGAACUUUGCAGUGAUGACAGGGUUGGACUCCUUUCCGAUGUGACUCGAAUCUUUAGAGAAAAUGGUCUUUCAGUCACUCGAGCUGAAGUUACUACCCGAGGUUCUCAAGCUGUCAAUGUGUUCUACGUAACAGAUGGAUCUGGGAAUUCAGUCAAGAGUGAGAUGAUCGAAGCGGUUCGAAAAGAGAUUGGGCUGACUAUACUGUGUGUCAAAGACGACGAAUUCAGCACGAAAGCUCCAUCCCCAGAAAGCAGUAGAUUUUCGCUCGGUAAUCUUUUUCGAUCUAGAUCAGAGAGGGUUCUUUAUAACUUGGGAUUGAUAAAGUCAUGUUCCUGAGGAGAGGAGAUUGGUUUAGUAGUGGGUGAUAGAAAUGUUGUCGUUGUGAAUGAAUGGCCUUAGAAAGAGCUCAGAAUUACACCACAGUUUAGGUCAAUCCCUUUGUUGAUCUUAGCAACUUCAAUUUCAACUUGUACAGUGUUAUUCAUGAUGUAUAUGAAUUUACAAUGCCAUCCUUUGCUCUAAAUAUCUUGUAAAUAUACACUUCAUAAAGAAGAAACAACAACCCUUAAUUUAUAUUAA
This is a messenger RNA of Cucurbita pepo subsp. pepo (vegetable marrow), 1706 nucleotides long. Its product is annotated as ACT domain-containing protein ACR4. Lineage: Eukaryota; Viridiplantae; Streptophyta; Magnoliopsida; Cucurbitales; Cucurbitaceae. The record is from RefSeq and is a predicted model, not a curated record.